Messenger RNA from Aspergillus aculeatinus CBS 121060, 914 nucleotides. RefSeq names its product putative 2-deoxy-D-gluconate 3-dehydrogenase. The record is from RefSeq and is a predicted model, not a curated record. Lineage: Eukaryota; Fungi; Ascomycota; Eurotiomycetes; Eurotiales; Aspergillaceae. The transcript has 3 exons. Gene Ontology annotation, molecular function: oxidoreductase activity, acting on the CH-OH group of donors, NAD or NADP as acceptor. Bases 117 to 914 code for a protein of 265 amino acids.
UAUCGCUGCAAUUGAUGAGUCUGCAUGAACUACGAGUCCACUCAACCCCACGACCUUGACAGAUUAACGUUAAACCAAAACAUACAACCACCCAUCCGACGAAUAACAAACCGAAAAUGUCCAUUCCCGCCCUCUUCUCCCUCGAAGGCAGCACCGCCAUCGUCACCGGCGGCACGCGGGGAAUCGGCCAGGCCAUGGCGUACGCGCUUGCGGAAGCGGGCGCGGACAUUAUUCUGAUCCAGCGAGACGAAUCCAACACCACCACGCGCGACGAGAUCACCACGCGCCUGCACCGCAAAGCCCACAUCCACGUCGCCGAGCUGUCCUCCCGCGACGCCCUCAAACAGAUCCUUCCCGCCGUGACCGCCCAGGGCUUCACGCCCAACAUCCUCCUCAACUGCGCCGGCAUCCAGCGCCGGCAUCCCAGCGAGCAAUUCCCCGAUGAGGACUGGGAUGAGGUCCUCAACAUCAACCUCACCUCCGUCUUCACCCUAUGCCGGGAAUUCGGCGCCUACCUGCUCGGCCGCGACGCCGCCGAGUUCGAAGCCACCGGCGGCCGCCGCGGCGCCAUCAUCAACGUCGCCUCGCUGCUCAGCUUCCAGGGCGGGAUCACCGUGCCGGCCUACGCCGCCUCCAAGGGCGGGGUGGCGCAGCUCACCAAGGCGCUGUCCAACGAGUGGGCCGCCCGCGGCAUCAGCGUCAAUGCCAUCGCCCCCGGGUACAUCGCCACGGAGAUGAACACCGCGCUGAUCCAGGAUGAGGCCCGCAACGCGGGGAUCAUGGCGCGCAUCCCCGCGGGGCGGUGGGGCAGGCCCGAGGAUUUCAAGGGGGUGGUGGUGUUUUUGGCCAGUGCGGCCAGUGCGUAUGUUUCUGGGGAGGUGGUUACGGUUGAUGGGGGGUGGAUGGGGCGGUAA